Bemisia tabaci is the source of this 9421-nucleotide messenger RNA. RefSeq lists its product as uncharacterized. NCBI's taxonomy places the organism in Eukaryota, Metazoa, Arthropoda, Insecta, Hemiptera, Aleyrodidae. The record is from RefSeq and is a predicted model, not a curated record. Gene Ontology annotation, biological process: negative regulation of apoptotic process; positive regulation of cell population proliferation; regulation of transcription by RNA polymerase II. Gene Ontology annotation, cellular component: nucleus; cytosol.
GCUUGGUGUCAUGCAAAAACAGUCUCAAAAAAAUAAUUCAAGGGCAAGGCCUAUAAAUGGCUGCUAAUGCAAUGGAUUUGUUAUUAGACGGGGCUAGUGAACUAAUUAAAGGCCCUAAGUAUUUUGGUGAAUUCAGUUCCUGUGAGGUAUGUGUUUUCGGAAUCUAGUGAAUUGGUGUUUUUGUCUCCUCGCGUAGUUUUCGUGGUAUGAUGUUUAGUGCUGUCCCGUCGUCUCUCAGCAAGAGUCUUAUUUACAUGGAGAUUCUUUACAUUUAGUGAAUUUGUCUAGGCUAUGGCUGAAGAUGUUAGUCAAAAAACACCCAUAGUGGGAGAUAAUAGUAAAUUAUCCAAAAGUUCCAGUAGAGCCUCCAGCGAUAUUCACUGUAACUGCGGAGAUCUGGAUAAAGUUUCUGGGCAACCCACACCUCUAUCGUCUGGUAACAACCAAAAGAAAAAGACUUCUUUUCAAAUCACUAGUGUUACUGUCGGUUCUAGAGUGAGUAAUGAUGGUGGCGAAGAUUCUGCUGAUGAUCUAGACGAGUCGCACACCGAUGACAUGUCGGAUGUGAUAGAUACCUCACGAGUAACAGAUGUCGAAAAUGAAACACCUAGUUUCUCUGAAGACACAUUUUCUAAAGAGGAUGUAUUUUUCAACUCAUCCACAUCGUUGGGAUCCGCUCCUGUCAUACCCACAAGCUCUCAGUACGGUUUAGCAAUUGUUUCUGCCCCAGACAUUUGUAAUAAUAGUAAUUCCUCCGCACAGUGUGGUGCUAUAUCGAACAAUGAUUUACAUGUGACUGUUGCAGAUAGUGUAUUAAAUCUUAGUGUUUUAGGUGCAAAACAACACGAGGCUGAUAUGAGGGACCUUCAUAAUCAUCCUGGUCGCAACGAAAGGUUUAAAGUGGUGAAAAUAGAAAGCACAGAACCAUUCAAACGUGGACGUUGGGUCUGUAUGGACUUCUUAGAUCAUUCUAUUGUCCAAUCAAAACCCAAUUCUAUUAGUAAACCAUCUGAUCCUUCUGACAAUCAAUCUGGGCUCCAUACUGGGAAUGAUAGUGGAAUUUCUGUAGCUGAUUCAAAUUUAGUCAAUGAUGAACCGGUUAGUUCUGAUCAUGUAAAUAGUAGCAAUAAUCAUGCUCAGAAUGAACAAAUCACAUCUGCAUCCUCUGGACUGAACCAAAGUUUGCCUGGACAAGCCCAAAAUGUACCUGGGUCCAACCAUACUAUGUCCGGACAAAAUCACAGUGUGUCUGCUCCACCGCAGAGUGCACCAGCAACUCAUUCCAAUGCGUCUCCUGGACAAACUCUUCAAUUCAAUCCUGUAAAUUGCUCACAACCCCAACAGCAUGCUCAAAGCAUGUCUCAAAUUCCAUUACAGCAGACGCCUAAUUUUAUUAACCAGAACCAACAUCAAAGCUUGCAGGCUCAGCAGCUGCAACAAGCAUUGGCGAAUGCAAAUUAUCAGAUGCAAAACGCAACGAACAGUAAUCAACAACAGCAGCAUAUGAAUGUGAACAACGUAAUGCAGCAAUCAAUGCCAAUGCAACAGCAUGUCCAACAACAGUAUCAAACAUCAAUGCCUCCGCCGCAAGUGGUACAACCAAUUCAGGUACAAAAUGUCCCUCAACAGCAGUUUCAACAACCACAACAACCACAGCAGCAGCAGCACCAACAGGUGCAAAUGAUGCAGCAAAUCCCUGUAUCACAACAGCAGCCUGCAUUUGUGCAACAAUGUACCCCUGUUGUUGGUUCUCAACAGCCAGUUGUUCCCCAGCAGCCACAACCAAUGCCGCAGCAAGCUCAACAGUAUUACACAAACCCUUCAGUUGUCCACAAUUCUAAUGCCUUGAGUAACCAAGUUCCUAUCAUUAACUCGCAGAACCAAAAUUUAACAAACAUGAUACCCGUUCAUCAACCCCAACAAGUAGUAAGUACGAGUCAGCCUCAGCAAAUAAUGACGCAACAGUCUCAACCACAAGUUAUUAGUCAGCCUAAUUCAAUGCAAGGCCAGCCUCAACAAACAGUGCCGAUAAUUUCAAAUUCCAUGCCUGCGCAACCUCAAACUCAGACUAACCUUAUCCAAUCACAGCCAGUCAUGUCUCAGCAAUCUCAGGCUCAGCCGAUGAUGACCCAACAAAAUCAGAUUCCUAAUCAACCGCAACAACAGAUGAUGUCACAAAAUACGGUUGUGCAGUCUCAGCCGCAACAUAUGAUGGCUCAGCCGACAACACAACAGAAUCAACCACAACAAAUGAUGGGACAGCAGUCUAACUCACAGUCUCAGCCCUCGACUCUGAUAUCAAUACAGACACAGCCCCAGCAAAUGAUGCAGCAGCAAGCGCCCAUCCAAACUCAGCAAGUUAUCUCGCAACAGCCAGCAAAUACUGUUCAGCCCCAGCAGUUGCUCGCUCAGCAGAUGCAAUCACAUAUGAUGUCGCAGGCAAGCACACCCCCAGUUCAAUCACAACCUAUUCUUACGCAAACUAAUCUACAGUCGCAACCUCAGCAAAUGAUGACGCAGCCGUCUAAUCAAGUUCAACCUCAGCAAUUGAUGAAUCAACAAUCCAACAAUAUUCAACCACAGCAAUCGGUGAUGCCUCCUCAGACAAUGGUUCAAAACCAAAUGAUGCCCCAGCAAAUGAUGGCACAGCCAUCUAUGAUGCCGCCAACCAAUCACAUGACAAAUCAACAAGCUAAUUUUACUGUUACCAACAUUCAACCGACAAAUCAGCCAGCCCAGACCCAGCAUUUACCGAAUUAUCCUGUAUCUCAACCUUCAUCGGGCCAUCACUACAUCCCGUCUUCUCUAAACCAGCAAUCUUAUCCGUCUGCAAUGUCAAUGCUAAAUGAAGUGGAAAUAAGUGAAAACAAAAUGAUUGAGCAGCUAGGAGUCCAGUCUACACUAGUUGAAUCUCUCAAUGAUGUCCAAAAUACCACCAACAAUGGAGACGAAGCGCAACUGGAAGAUCAUGCAGAUUCUGAAAGCUUCACAGGGUUGGCAAAGGCUCUAUUGACCAAAUCCAGUCGCUUGGUACAUGCACCUCCACCUGUCUCUAAAAUUGUUCAUUACGCUAAAACCAGUGGCAGUGCAUCUGGAACCAGUGCAGUUGCGAUCGAUAACAAAAUCGAACAAGCAAUGGACCUUGUCAAAAGUCAUUUGAUGUUCGCUGUAAGAGAGGAAGUGGAAGUAUUGAAAGAAAAAAUUUCGGAACUAAUGGAGCGGAUAAACCAGUUGGAGGCGGAAAACACAUUGUUGAAGCAAAACGCAUCACAAGAAACGCUGGCGCAGCUGCCGACGCCAGCUCAAAAUCAGCCUCCCAGCAAUGUUCCUUAAAUUGUUCCGACAAGAUGCCUGUAAAAUGUCUGGCAUCGAUGGUGGAAUUGCGUCCGUCAUUUUCUUGAUCUAGUCCAUUUUUUUUUUUUUGUAAUUUAGUAUUCUGUCUGACGACGGAUACUGUUUUGUACAGUGACUUGUACACUAUGACUGUUGAUUCAUCUGUCAGCACUGAAAGCGACGAAGAGGCAAACGGGAACUUGAAUAGAUGGGUGAAGACCAAGUGCAAGAAAUGACACGACAAAAUGACUCUUGAUGUCAUAAAUUUGUUCUUGCAUUAUGUAUGAAAAGCUAUAGAACAGAGCUAAAAGGAAGUAUAUUUGAAAUGAGUCUUAAUAUUUACAUGGAGGAAGGAUGUAACCUCCAUGUGAAGAUACCAUGAUUCAGCUCCCGUCUAUUUGUUUCCUUGCAAGCUAUAAAAUGAAGUAUGGUGUAUUGGAACAAAUUGUUGUCUCUUCAUCCUCUUGAAUUCCGGUGUUAGCAGAGUUCAGUCCCCGAAAAGGACCUCCCAGAAAGUAGGCAAGUUAAAGUUGGAUUUAAGCAUAUUGUCCGAGACAAUCAGAAGUUCCUGAUGUCCUAGCUUUUAUCUAGAGAAAGUUUUCGACUGUAAGUCGAAAUUUUGUGUUUGGAAAUCUCAUGUUUACCUGUGUUACUCAUAGUUUUCUCAAGAUUGGACGAAAAGAAUUUUAAGUUAUCUAAUGGAUUUGAAAUUUAAUUAUAAUUCUUGAUCAUUUAUAUGUGUGUUGUACACACCCUAAUGAUUUAAUCAUGAAUUUUCCAAUGCUAUAUGACAAAGUCUUUGAUUUCUUACUUUUCACGAUUUCUUCAGCUAAUCAGAAAAUUAUGAGGGAAAAAAUCUUACAGAGGAUUACCUAACACUUCUUCUCUCUCUCUCUUUUUUUUCUUGAUCUCCAGUUUCAGGUUUUCUUUAUCCAUAUUUUUUUAGUACACAUCCCCUCUCUAAUUUAUUCGCUUUCCUCACUUUUUUUUUCGCAAGGUUGUUACUGCUUCCAUUGUCAAUCUUUUUAAAAUCAAUAGGAAGUUUGUGAUCAUGUAAUCCAUCUACAACCUCAUAAUUAAGUUCAUUUCUUUCGAAAAAGGCUUUCCCUCCUCCGUUAGAAUUUAUAUUUUGAUACUAAAAAGAACAAGAUCCUCUUUGUCAUACCAUUAUUACAAUCAUAGGUAAUAAAAUACAGUCCCUCUUCUUAUUUUUUUUACGUUGUUAAAGAUGAACAUUAACUCCGGAGUUUUCCUCCAAUCUUGUAGGAAAUUAAACCACCUACUCCUCUAAAUUUUAUCAUAAACUUUUUUUUUUCUUGCACAAGUAACUUUGCAGAGCUAUGCUCUGUCCACAUUUUCACCAUUUUUUAAUCAUAAAACGGUGACCUAUUAAGUUGCCCCUCGUAUACUUUGAUCAAAAAUUGGAAUUGGGAAUAUUCAAGUAAAGUAUAAAAUGCAACCUCCCUCCCAUUAUUUUGGAAGUACCUGCUCUGUCAAUCUUAUCACUGUCAUUUUAAAUAGAAAUUUAAAGAAAUAAAAAUCCAAUCAUUUAUUCUGUAAGAUAAAAUCCACCUCUCAGAAUACUUCAAGCAUUAUUCUCCCCUUAAUUAUCUGAUACUGCUUCAAAACUCUUGAUGCAUCAUCAUUUUGAUUUUUUAUCUAAUCUUGCUAAAUUUCUUCAAUCAACCUUAAUUGUAAUAUUCACAUAAUGUCUUUAACACCAUGCUUGUUGUAAGCAUUUUACUCAUAAGGAAAAAUGGGUUAAUUUUGAAAAUCGCAUCAAUCUCAUAGAUUUAUUUUCUUUUUCAAAUUUUGGUAAACGUUUAACCAUGAAUCAUUAUUUAAGAGUUAACUUAUUCUCCUCAUAAUUCAGCUAUUAUAUUUUUUUAGAAAGUAAUUUUCUAUUCUGAGUAUUCUCAGUAUGCGUGAUCAUAAGUUAUUGUUAUCACCUGAGCAUAUAUCUUUCCCGCAAACAUUUUGCUGUUCCAACAGUAUUUUUGAUGUUGUCUCAUCAAUUCUAUCAGUCUCUCAUAUUUUGUCGAUUUUACCAUCGCUCCAUAACCUUAACUCUGAAACACAGGAUUAUCAUAAAAUAGCCCCUCCUCAAAUAGGUGUAGAGCUUUGUUAUUUUGUUCCCUUCUUGCUCACCUGAUCGUGAUUGAUUGCAGAAAAGCUCUAUUAGAGGGUUGGCUAACCUAACAGAUACUAUUCGACCUGUAAUUAUAUAUUUCAUAGCUUUUACACACAUUAGAUCACACAAUGAGGGGGCUUCAAAGACAGCACAGAAUUCUUAUUAAUAUAUAUCUAUCUCAACCUUUCAGCUUUUACUCCACUAUUCCAACAUUUCCAGUUAGAGUCGCACUGACAUUGUAAACAGUGUAUCAAUUAGAUCAAAAUUUGGGCAAAUUUGAAGUUUUGUACCCAAAAAAUGACUUAAGCUUGAGCUCAUGUCUAAUGGAUCAUUUUUAACCCACACAAUUAGAGAAUUCACCAAGAAGAAAAGUAUUGCCUUUGACACAGGCUUCAACUGCUGUAUCAAAGGUAAUAAUUAUCUUCAAGACAAAUUAGAUUUUUUCCGAAUUUAGCUGCUUUUUUGCAACUCAGGAUUAAAAAAAAGGAUUUGCAUCGUUGCACUUGCUAUCAUCAUGUAAAACUCUUUAAGUUUGCCUAGAACUUUGAUCUGACAGAUAGGAUGUAGAAAAUGUCAGACAGUCAAACCCUGACUUGAAUUAGCUUAAGAAAUUUAAAACUUUUCCUCCAAGCUCUUCUCAGUCAUGCGUCCCUUUUUCUAAAUUUAACCUAACAUUAAUUUGAUUUUAAAAGCACACAUCUGUGAAACCAUGAUUUGAGCCUAUCAUUGCUCUGCUAAAAACAUUAGUGUACCUACAGCUUUUUUAAUAGCUCCAGCUAAUGAACAAAAAGCUUGCUUUGCCGAGCUACUAAUCCUAAAACAGUUUGGUGAUAAUUUAUUUUAAGUUAUCUGUAGUCAAAUUUUAACAAUCGUGGUAAGGUAUCGUUUGUAUGAUAAUCACUAUUUAUAUUUAUUUUUUAUUUAUGAACAUUGAUAUUGUCACCUCCAUUGCUUUGUAACGUCAGAUCACGCUCUGAUGAUUGUGGUCUAAUAAUCCUAAAAAAUGUAUCCUAAUAUACUGCUAUUACUUGUAAACGCCUUGACUAGAAUAAGUAAGAAGAUAUUAUUCUCCGUUACCAUUCACAAUCUUUUAAAAGGAAGCAAUGUUUACUUUUUAAUAUAAUACUGAGAAAUCAGCAAAAAAAAAAAAAGUAUUUUAAGAUAAAAAUACUUCUGUCUCCAACUUUAUGCCCCACUUUAUUCUGCCGUGCUGAGGAAAAACGCCACAUGGGCCUUCACCCCUUCAGGCAUUGUCAAAUUUCCUUUGAUGAAACUUACAUUUUCAGGAAAACUUUGGAAUAUUUUCCCCCCAAUUUUACAGAGAAUUUAAUCCGCAAUUCAAUCUAGUGCCUGAAAAUUUCAAGGAAAAAUAUUCAUGAAUUUUCUUAAAAAUGAAUGGUGCACAGGGAGAAAUUUGGGAACAUCUGGAUAUUCAUACAGCGCUCUUCCUUAGCACGGCAGUAUUAAUAGUAAGGUAGUUUCAUAGUUUCAUAUAAAGAAUAUCUUGCACAAGAAGGGACCUUCUGAGCCAUGUUAUACACUGCAGUUUAGUGAAAUUCAUUUAUGAAGAUAGAAGUAUUCUCUUAUAGUUGAAUAAAACACCUAGAAUUUGUAUCAUCAUUUACAGCAAUACAGUUUCUCUCAAGAAAAUGCUCACCAUGAAACAUGAAAAAGAGUCUAUGACAAUUUGUAACAACUUUAUAUGAUGGGCAUUUUCCUAUACUCCAGGCACUCCGUACUCCAGGCUGUGUGAACUUUUGCAAAGUUCAUUGCUAAAUUGUCCUGUGACGUAAACAAAUUGGGAAGGAACUGUUUUUGAAACUUUGAAUUUAUCAAAUAUUGGUAGCAAUCUCUCAAAAGGUCCCUGGUUAGUAUUUUUUUUCUUUCUUUCUUUAUUCCUAAUCACCCUCCCCAAGAAUUUGCAAGGAAAAUAUUCACACAUUUAUAGCACACUAUGUUUCAUCAGUAGAAUUCUGUGUGUUUAAAUAUUUUCCUCAUAAACCUCCCUCCCUCUUUUAAAAUAUGUGAAAGAUUCGAACUUUCCUGAUAAUGAGGAGUGUAAUAUGUAAUGAGGUAUUUUGUAUUAUCUUUGGAGGAAAGCAAUCAUUGAGAGGUUUAGUUUUGUUCUAUUAAAAAAUUAGAAGGGGGUUAAUUUUUGAAAAUUUCUGGUGGUCAAUUAUCAAAAUGCCUCAAGAAAAUUACGAUUAAGAAUCCUAGUAACCUUAGAAAAGGUAAGAAAGGUUUGAUGGCUGUGUUAAAACAGAAAAACAAGAUACUUGUUUAUUCUAUUUUCCUACUUUGUAAAUAUUUGUGAUGGUUAUAUUAUUAUGUCCUUUUUUUGUUAUUUUUUAUUUAUUUUUUUUUUUAAAUUUGUUAUAUCAACAUCAUGUUAAUUCAUUUUUUGUGGUGAAGUAUUUUCCACAUAUUUUCUUUCAAUCAUCUCCUUCAUAGAACUUUUUUGCCCUCUGUUACUUUUAUCCCAAUUUGUUGUAAUGGUUUUAUUCGUUUUUCAUGUGAACAGCCUACUUGAUUUAUUUUUUCCCUCAUCCUUAUUAUUUACCCAUUACAACUGAAGUCCAAGAGCUCGUCAAACUGAACUCGUUAAGUUUUAAUUGAUGAAAUCACUUAAACAUCAAAUCUUUAAACUUUUUUCUCCUUCUUCAGCUGUAACUGAAAAAUUUAUACUUCUCAGUUGGUGAUUGUUUUUAAAUUAAAUUCAGCAGUGAGAUGAAAUAAUCCAUGACCAUCCUUGCUCAAUAUUUCUUCAAGGAUAAAUUAGUGUAUAAAUUCAAAAUCAAAUAUCUUGACAAAGUUUGUAAUCCAAGUCAUUUAGGAAUCUUAUGUUGGUUUUUGGUAAACAAAUAGAGGGCUUCUGCUGUGAAAAAAAGAAUAAAUAAGGCUGUGUGAUGGAAGGAGCUAGAAAUACAGUCAUGUUGUCAUGUGAAUGGAAGAGAUCUUUAAUCUGGAAGAUAUCUGCAAGGCAACUUUGCACCAUAGAUCCUAGUCACUUUGAUCAUACAAAGUAACUGCUUCUACCAGCUCUUCUAACAGCAAAAUAUUUAAAGUGUAUCGUGAGAUUUUGUUAGUACAGAUCAAAUCAAUCUGAUUGAUGAAUUUUUUCUUUUAGGAAGAAUUUUGAUAUGUACUGCAACUUCAUAUAAAUUUGCAAGUACUGGCUUUAAAAUUACAGGAAGGAGUUGAUUGGAACCUUUACUCUCUUUUGUUCUCAAUGUUGAAUUGUUUGUAUUUUCACUGAAAAAUCUUUCUCACAACAUUUCUUUUCAAAUAACUUAUAAUAUUUGAGGCUACCACCUGCCUCUGCAAUCGAAUCUAUCUUGACUUAUUCCUGCAAACUACAUCUCCUCCUUGCCACAGUCCUUCAUAUUUCUAGAUCAUCACCCUAACUGAAAGCUUUAGCAACUUCCAAAUAUUUGAUUGAAAUAUAAUUGAGGAUUACAAAGAAAACACAGUAAAAAUGUGUUUGAUUUGAAUUUCUAGCCUUCAACCAAUUCUCCUUAUUCGUAACUUUCUUAAUUUUUCUUUGUCGCUUAAUUUUUUUUCCUCAUUGUUUUUGUUUGAAAACUCAAAAUAUUUUGAAGACGAUAAACUCGCUUCUUUUGACCAACGCAUAUUAAAAUAUGAGAGGAAGAGGUGUAAUUAAGCUUAGUCUAUAGCUGAGUUAUUACACAUUAUUUUUUAAAUUUAUUUGUAUAUUUUGAAUGUAAAGCUUGUACAGUUAGUGUGAAUGAUUAAUUCUAACCUUUUGUAAACUUCACGAACAUUUGAAUUUAGCUUGUAUUGCUAGCAUAAAUUAAUUGAUGAUGAUAUAGGUAUUACUUUUAGUUUUUACCAAACUGUAUUCAAGCAGUGUUUAUAAGUCUGACAUGUUUGUUGUAUAUAUUUGACUUCGAUUGUAUGUAUAAAAUUUCCUUGAAUAUAUGGAUUCAAAACACCUCA